Phasianus colchicus (ring-necked pheasant) is the source of this 3020-nucleotide messenger RNA. It is a transcript of the gene MOS, whose product is annotated as MOS proto-oncogene, serine/threonine kinase. Gene Ontology annotation, molecular function: ATP binding; protein serine/threonine kinase activity. NCBI's taxonomy places the organism in Eukaryota, Metazoa, Chordata, Aves, Galliformes, Phasianidae. The record is from RefSeq and is a predicted model, not a curated record. Gene Ontology annotation, biological process: protein phosphorylation.
CUAGUCCAUUGUUCUAGUAACUUUUUCUGGCAUCUUAUUAUGCCAUCACCUAUUCCUUUUAAUAGCUUUCUUCCUUUGGAGCUCUCCCCAUCUGCAGACUUGAGACCUUGCAGCAGCCCUGUAGUUAUCCCUGGCAAAGAUGGAAAAGCGUUCUUAGGAGGGACCCCCUCACCCAGGACACGCCGCCUGCCCCCACGCUUGGCUUGGUGCUCCAUUGACUGGGAUCGGCUCUGCCUCCUACAGCCCCUUGGCUCUGGAGGCUUUGGGGCUGUCUACAAGGCCACCUACCAUGGUGUGACUGUGGCUGUGAAGCAGGUGAAGAAGAGUAGCAAAAACCGGCUGGCAUCCCGACAGAGUUUCUGGGCUGAGCUGAACGUAGCCCGACUGCAGCAUGAUAAUGUGGUGCGUGUGGUGGCUGCCAGCACGUGUGCUCCUGCCAGUGAGAACAGCCUAGGCACCAUCAUUAUGGAAUACGUUGGCAACAUCACCCUGCACCAUGUCAUCUACGGCACUAGAGAUGUGUGGAGGCAGGGUGAGGAGGAAGGAGGAUGUGGGAGGAAGGCUCUGAGCAUGGAGGAGGCUGUGUGCUACUCGUGUGACAUUGUGACUGGCUUAGCCUUCCUUCACUCACAGGGCAUUGUGCACCUUGACCUGAAGCCUGCCAAUAUCCUCAUCACUGAGCAUGGAGCGUGCAAGAUCGGAGACUUUGGCUGCUCUCAGAGACUGGAGGAAGGCUUGUCCCAGAGCCACUAUGUUUGCCAGCAAGGGGGCACGUACACCCACCGUGCUCCUGAACUCCUCAAGGGUGAGAGGGUCACUGCCAAAGCAGACAUCUACUCCUUUGCCAUCACCCUCUGGCAGAUUGUCAUGCAGGAGCAGCCCUACCUGGGCGAACGGCAAUACGUGAUCUAUGCAGUGGUAGCUUACAACUUACGCCCUUCUCUGGAGGCCACCGUCUUCCAUGAGACAUCGGUGGGCCAAAGGCUUCACAGAAUCAUCAGCUGCUGCUGGAAGGCUGAUGUAGAGGAGCGCCUCAGUGCAGCCCAGCUGCUCCCCAGCCUCAGGGCCCUGAAGGGGAACUUCUAGGGGAACUCAAGGUUACUCUCAAUUUCUUUCUCUCCACUUUUCCUUCAAAAAUAAUGACUGUAGCCUCUUUGACUUUGAUAUUUUUAUAUUUAAAAAAAGAUAUUUUGUUAUAAGAAAAUAAAGACUUUGAAUGAAUCUGUUUUUUGAACUACAGAGGGGAUAGAGAGGCAAGGAUCAAGGUGUUGGUGAGAAUAGUUUUUUUUUAAUGGCUCCUUUUUUAGUUGAUCUCUGGUGUGCUGCCUCACUUAGAGGAAAAACUGGAGACAAAGAAAAAUCAUUUUCAAGUACAAAAGAGUGCUGUUUCUGGAUAGCAUUUUGUAUAUAACAUUUUCUGGUAUUGCCAAAUUUGAGACAUGUAGUUCUUUCGAUUAACUAGGCCUGGGCAUUUGAGAUUUUCAUAGACGAAUACAGAAUACCAGUGUUUGUUGUCUAUUCUUGUUCUUAGAUGUAAGUUCACUGUUUCUGAAAUGAAAAAUGUAAAAUACCUUAUGUCCCUGUUGAAAGGAGGGACCUUCUUACAUUUAAUAGCCUCUGAUUGACAAGAAGAUGAACAUACUAACAAGCUGUUCUUUUCCAAGUUUCCAGUCUUUCCAUGCUACCAGGCGUUUGUUGGAACUCACUAGCUGGUAUAUUGUAAACUGCAGUACCUGAAGUAUUACAAGAGCAUCUCACGUGGAACAGAAAGUUCCUAGAUCUUGGAGAUAGAGUAAAUUUUAAAUAUGUAUGAACUGACAGGGAGAUGCAUAGAUGCAGAAACCUCAAACUGGGGAAUGAGUGCAAGAAAUUACUCUCUCUUCUUAAUAUGUGGGUCAGUACCAGAUAAGAUACAAAAGUCUGGAAAGGAAGGUUGCUUAAAGCAGUAAUAAUAAUAUUUUGCUAGUGCUUAAAAUGUAUGUUGUUGAACAAACCUCUGCUCAUGACUGCACUGUUUCUUAUCUAAUGUCUUUCCUAAUCUGGUUGUAACGUGUCUGGGAGAGGAACUGCUCUAGGCAAUGUUAGAGACAGAGCUCUGGUUUUUCAUUUAUCAAAACCAAUCAUUAUAGAUCUGUCUAGAUCUCAGCCCUUAUCUGGAACCAUAAAGAUCUGGCUGCUGUAUCUGAUACUGUCAUUCUCAAGAACUACACUUUAUGAGAGAGUAGGAGUGAGGUUUUGGUCCAAUUGUUUUUCUUUCCUCCCCCUUUCUUCCAUUCUGGGGGGGAAAAAAAAAUCUUGAAGGCAUUGAGCCAUUUUCCUGGUUUCUGACAUGCAUCUGUUCUCAGCCCCAUGAAAUCCUGGAAAUGAGCAACUAUGUAUAUUUGAGAUGAUUCUAUAGGUCUUCAUGGUGUUUGGGUUGUUCUUUGAAAUUCACUAUUUAUAAAGCAGAGCUAAGCUUAACUCUUUCUUUUCUGUCCCUCCUAAGUGGAACUACAAAAUGCCUGUUGGAACUGAGAAAAUGUUGUAAUUUUGUUUGUUUUUCCUGUCAAAAUAAUUACGCUAUAAAACCAGAACUUGUUUUACAUGUUGUAUAACUUCUCUUGAUAAACAGUAACUAUCUUACAGAACUUGUUAUAAUGAGCCAGUUCCUUUUUACAAUGAUUAGCUAAGGGCACGUAAAAUAAACUGUCAGAUAAAGCCAUUGGUGCAUCUCACAUUAACUUCAAGCUGUAGUGGAUUCUCUUUCAGGAUAGAGUAAGAACUCUGCACGGUACUUAAUAUUUAGGUACACUGUAAUAUGCUGUCAUAACAAUGUGUUUGCUUUUUUUUUUUUUAAAAUGGCUUUUCCUAGAAGGAUUACAGAGUCCUGUCAGAGCAUGUAGAGCUGGGUUUAGAGAAGUGAAAGCCCAUCUCAGAUUGAAUCUGGUGAGGGCUGUGAAGAGCAACAGGAAGGUUUUUACAGGUACAUCAAUAGCAAAAGGAACAGUAGGUUGAAUCUGGGCCCACUGAUUAAUGGGGCA